AUGGAAUUAGCACAAGGGGAAUCUUCCAGUCCGAGACGAUCGACCGGCAAACUAACACCGCUCGAUACUGUCCCAGAGGACGAUGUGAGCAGACUAGGGAAUGGGAAUACCUGUCGGGAAGGCAUGUCUGACAACAUCGACAUUAGCGAUAAUGAAAACCCUUUGGAAAGAGGCAUUAUCCAAGACAACACAUGUGGAAAAUCAAGAAAUGGACUAUGUAAUGCCUUUCGUGACAGACUGCGGAGGAUUCGAGGAAACUGGUUACAUUCCUCAGUCAGUCCCACCCCAAAUGAAGUCAAUGUUUAUGUUAAAGGAGAGAAGGAAUACGCUGCAAACAUUCCUCUACCUCUGAAGGUAGACAAUAAUGAGGAAACCCUCCCCAACAGCAUUGCUUCACCACGUUUACAAAAAGGGUGUUUCUUUGUGCCUUUCAUUUCUAUCAUUCUUGUUGUUAUCUUUAUCAUGUCGGCUACAAGCUUAACUUUGGUGAUAAUGAUCAUAAAUGGCAAAAUUGUUGCAACAGAGGAUGGAGCGGCAAGCCCAGCUAAAGGUAUUUAUUUGAAGUUGAUGAAUACUUCUUUCAAAUUAAUCAGUAUUACGUAUACGUACCACAAUUUUCUAGCUUCGACUGUCUCUCUUGUAAUAUACGUGUACAUUCAAAACUUAAAGCCGAAAAGCAAGACCAAACUAUUUUGAAAAUUUCUCAACUUAUCCAAACAUGUUCUAGACUACGAGUAGUCCCCCAUUUUUCCUCAGGGAUAGUAGAGCGAGCAAAACGCGAGCGCGCGUGAAAAUCAACCCACGCGAGAAAAGGCGACACGCGGCGGGGAGAGAGAAAUUUUUUUCUCUUUCUCUCUCCCCGCCGCGUGUCGCCUUUUCUCGCGUGGGGUGAUUUUCACGCGCGCUCGCGUUUCGCUCGCUCUACUAUCCCUGAGGAAAAAUGGGGGACUACUCGUAGUCUAAACAUGUUCUUGUUCACUGUAUCGCCACCGUCGUUUGCAUAGAGGAAAUCCAGGACUAAUUUCAGUUUGAGGAAUGUUUAAUGUUCAAAUGCACCCGGCGUAGAUCAGCUUUUGUUUCAUUAGUCAAUUACCAACCGUCAAAUGUUAUUAUAUAUUUUCGUCAAACGGAAAUGCCUACUGCUGAAGUUAAGUGCGCGGAACAUGGAUCGAUUUAA
Molecule: messenger RNA, 1177 nt
Organism: Porites lobata
Lineage: Eukaryota; Metazoa; Cnidaria; Anthozoa; Scleractinia; Poritidae
Source: the annotation of a GenBank genome assembly